This is a messenger RNA of Naegleria lovaniensis, 1458 nucleotides long. RefSeq lists its product as uncharacterized. Bases 1 to 1458 code for a protein of 485 amino acids. Lineage: Eukaryota; Heterolobosea; Eutetramitea; Acrasida; Naegleriidae. Gene Ontology annotation, biological process: lipid metabolic process. Gene Ontology annotation, molecular function: phosphoric diester hydrolase activity. The transcript has a single exon. The record is from RefSeq and is a predicted model, not a curated record.
AUGUCAUCAUCACGCCAACAUUUUCAAGACAACACAAAUGUCAAAUGUUCGAAUCGUAUCAUUUUCCUAUGGAUCAUCCUCUUCUUCAUCACACUCUCUACCACAUGUUGGAUAGUUUUUAUAUAUUCAUUCCGAACCAAUCAUUCCCAAACGAGCUGGAAACAACUCGCCAUGGAAUGGAUCGAACCAUAUUUCAUCUCUUCCACUCCAUCACCUCUCUUUUCCAAAAUUCUUCAACGAGACAAACAUAUUCAUGAGCGACUGAAACAGAAAUUUUACUCACGGAGACAAUUCUUGAAUCAUUUCUCUCAAGAUGAUUCUUCGACGAGUCGAGAGGGACCAUCAUCAUUGAUCCCAACAUCCACUCACUCAACUGGUGCUUCUAUGGAUAUUAGCAGCACAACAUCAUCACGACCUUGGUAUUUGAAACAAUCCAUUAUUCAAGUCUUGUCACAAAAAAAUCUGAGUUCACUUUGUGAAUGUGUGAAUUCAACUUCGACUGCUCGAUGGAUGGCAGAACAUUAUGAACAACUCAAAAAUAAGACCCUUAAUCAAGUAUUACUUCCUGGAACACAUGACUCACUCACCUAUGAUAUUAAUUUUUAUAAUAAUCGAUCAGCGCUCAUGUUUUCCAAUGAUAUUGAUUCAAUGCUUCUUAAAUUAUUCAAUCUACCCUUUGUUUCAAAACCAUUCAUGUACAUGAUUAUGGUUCCUUGGGCCAACACUCAGAGUUGUCAUGUGACUCAACAAUUAAUGCAUGGAAUUCGAUAUUUUGAUAUUCGAAUUUGUAAAGAUGAAAGAGAGCCACUAGUUCAGAAUCGAUUCAAAUCUUGUCACAAUUAUUUUGGAUCCUACAUUUCAGAAGUUUUGGAACAAGUAGUGGAUUUUUUGACCAACGUUUCACCGUAUGAAUUUCUCGUAUUGGAUUUUAAUCAUUUUUAUGGAAUGGAUGCGGACGAUCAUGAAUUUUUUGCCAAUUAUAUUGCAACUACUCUGAAUCAUUUACUUGUUCAACCUUCACAAUUUGAAAUGCAAACGAAAUUGGAAAAUUUAUGGAAAACUUCAAAACGAAUCUAUGCCUUCUACAGUGAAAAUGUCAUUCCCAAAUCUGUCACAGGUUAUCUAUGGAACAGCAGCAAUAUUGAUUACGCUUGGGCAGAUACAACCAGCAUGGAUUAUCUCAAUGAAUAUAAUAUUGCUGUUUUGGUGGAGAGACAACAAGUCAUGCAUCAUUUCUUAAAUUUACAACUCGUGUUAACUCCAGGCAUGAUCGAUUUUGUGAACGGAUUUACCAAACGACCCUAUUCUGUGCUAGAUCUCUCAUAUAUGGUCGCUCAACAAUUACCAAAAUGGAUUUCUCAAGAUUACAACAGUACACUCCUCAACGUGAUCACUUGUGAUUUUUAUCACUUGUUUAAUUUCACAGAGGUGGUUAUUGCAAGAAAUUUUCAGAACUAA